Wallemia ichthyophaga EXF-994 is the source of this 1239-nucleotide messenger RNA. RefSeq names its product L-asparaginase 1. Lineage: Eukaryota; Fungi; Basidiomycota; Wallemiomycetes; Wallemiales; Wallemiaceae. Gene Ontology annotation, molecular function: asparaginase activity. The transcript has 4 exons. Gene Ontology annotation, biological process: amino acid metabolic process. The coding region runs from base 1 to 1239 and encodes 412 amino acids. The record is from RefSeq and is a predicted model, not a curated record.
AUGAUUGAGAAGAAAGUGCUAGUGAUUUAUACAGGUGGAACGAUAGGAAUGAUUGCAAAUGCAAAUGGCAGCUAUCAGCCUCACAGUAAUCUCCUUGGCGACAUACUCCGCUCACAGGCGCGAUUUGACGAUCCAAACGCCAGCUCGAUUUUUUCCAACUUAACGUCCAAGCAGGCGUACGAGGUUUGGAACAGCAUGCAAAAGAGUGGUGCUACACCCGCGCGCCAGAAACUUACCGUGCGCUCCUCUUCACCAUUCCAAGGUAGCGUGCCUGACGCAUGCAGCGCACAUACCCACACAGGGGAGCUGGAAACACUGCAGACGCCUCGGACGUACCUGAAUGGGUUCGAACACACAGUGCGCUAUGUGAUACUAGAGUAUGCGCCGCUGCUAGAUUCGAGCGACGUUGGACCGGAGCAGUGGGCGAAGAUUGCCAGCGACAUAGAGCUCAACUAUAGUAAUUUCGAUGGAUUCGUAGUGCUGCACGGGACAGAUACCAUGUCAUACACCGCCUCAGCGCUUUCGUUCAUGCUCGAGGGACUCGCUAAGAGCGUUCUGCUCACAGGAAGCCAGAUCCCACUCACGCACAUUCGCGCAGAUGCCAGCGACAAUAUACUUCACUCACUUCUCCUCGCGGGCACUGAGUGUGUACCUGAAGUGUGCAUAUACUUCAAUGACCAGCUCCUGAGAGGCAACAGAAGCACCAAGGUGUCUACGAGCGAAUUUGACGCUUUUCGCAGCUACAACUACCCUCCACUGGCCAAGGUGGGCACGCGGUUGGAUGUCAACUGGCCAUCGGUCCAGCGCCAGUCUGGGGAUGCAUUGAGAGUGCACAAGUCCCUCUCGCCGGAGAUAUGCGUCUUACGCUUCUUCCCUGGCCUCAAGGUACACCUCGUCGAGGCGAUCCUGGCCGAUUUGAAACGCGCUAGGCGAUCAGCGCUCGUUCUGCAGUCGUUUGGAAGUGGUAACAUUGCGAGGAACGAUGCACUCCUCGCUAGCUUCAAGAAAGCCGCCGAAGACGGCGUUGUUAUUGUUAACACCUCCCAAUGCCACAGUGGAUCUGUCAACGCGGCUUAUGAAAACGGCCGUCUGCUCGCUGAGGCUGGAGUUGUGCCUGGAAAUGAUCUGACGUCUGAGGCCGCUCUUACUAAACUUUCUUAUCUUCUCUCCACCUCUCUCCCCGUCGAGCGCGUUCGUCAGCUCGUUCCUGUAUCGCUCAGAGGCGAGGUGACGGAGUAG